Messenger RNA from Apis mellifera (honey bee), 1325 nucleotides. It is a transcript of the gene ics, whose product is annotated as ras suppressor protein 1. Lineage: Eukaryota; Metazoa; Arthropoda; Insecta; Hymenoptera; Apidae. The record is from RefSeq and is a predicted model, not a curated record. Bases 60 to 1004 code for a protein of 314 amino acids. Gene Ontology annotation, molecular function: protein binding. The transcript has 7 exons.
UGAGUUGUGCGUUGUAUUACGGAAGGUUGUGCGCAUGUUUAUUUAAAGCUUACUGACGUAUGUGUACAAUUGCGCGCGCAAUGAAUCAGGCACCAGUGUCGUGUAUUCCAGCCGGAAAGAUGUCAAAGGCAAAGAAGGUGCUCGAUGAGGCCCGCGAGAUCCAGAAUCCAGAGCUGGAUCUCGCGGAUAAGAGUAUCUCAACAUUCGAAGAGAUGCCAGGAUUGCUUAAUAUGAUUAAUAUCACUAGGUUGACUUUAAGUCAUAAUAAAAUUCAAGGUAAAUUUAUUAAAUUUUUCUAUAUUUAUAUUAUAAAUUAUAUUCUAUAUCUAAAUUAUUUUUUUUUUACAGCUGUACCACCAGGUCUUGCAAAUCUAGUCAAUUUGGAAAUAUUAAAUUUAUUUAAUAAUCAUAUUACUGAACUUCCAAUUUCAUUGUCGCAAAUGCCAAAGUUACGAAUUCUUAAUGUAGGAAUGAACAGAUUAGAUGUACUUCCACGUGGAUUUGGUGCAUUUCCAGUAUUAGAAGUUUUAGAUUUAACAUAUAAUAAUCUAAGUGAGAAGAAUUUACCUGGAAACUUUUUUAUGAUGGAAACCUUAAGAGCACUUUAUUUAGCUGAUAAUGAUUUUGAAUAUCUACCUCCUGAAAUUGGACAAUUAAAAAAUUUACAAAUUCUUGUACUAAGAGAAAAUGAUCUAGUCGAAUUACCAAAAGAAAUUGGAGAGUUAACACGAUUAAGAGAAUUACAUAUUCAAGGAAAUCGAUUGACAGUUCUACCUCCAGAAAUAGGAAAUUUGGAUUUAGUAAGUAAUAAAGCAGUAUUUAGAAUGGAAUUUAAUCCAUGGGUUACACCAAUUGGUGACCAAUUGCAAGUAGGCAUAUCUCAUGUUAUGGAUUACAUUCGUUCUGAAACAUAUAGAUAUGUAUAUAAUCGACACCAAAGUGCUAAAGGACCUCCACCACCAAUUGAAAACGACAAGAGUAAGAAAAUAUCCCGUGUUCGUUAAAACAGAACAGAAAAUGUUUAACUAACAUUUAAAGAAUAGAUUUGAACUAACAUAAUUUUUUUUAAUUUACUCACUGCCAAUAAUUUGUAACAUAUUUGCAAUCAAAAUGGUGCCUUAACAUAGAGAUACAUCUCUGAAUAAUAUAAAUUUAUUAUGCAUUUGAAUUUUUGAUCUAUAAUUAUGAUAUAUAUAUAACAUAUGUAAAUUAUAUAUUAUAUAAUGUAUUGUUAUAUGAUUUAAAUUUGACAAUUUAAUAUAUAAUAAGUACUAUUUUUAUAAUAAUUAAUCAAUUAUUAUAUAAUAAACUAUAUUUUAGAAUAA